ACAUCAUGCAGCUGCUACUCGUUGCAGAUUGCCCCCCAACCCAAUAUAAUUAAUAUGUACAUAUCCAUAUGUAUUUGCCCAUGACGUGAAGGCCGAAAUCCAACCGAAAUUUCCCUGAACCCGGAAAACUCAAAGUGCAUUCAUUCAUAUUAGGUUCCAAUCUCGUCUAUUCCCCCAAUUCUUUAUCCGUCGCAUUUUAGAUCUUCAUUGAAAUAUACUACCAUCUAACCUCCACAUUUACCUACCUAUCUUUAUUAUCAUAAAUUCUACAUUUUCUCUCUAGAAGACAUACAUGAUACAACCGGCGCAAUGCCCCUCAACACCAAACCCUUGAUAAACGCCUCGCGGCUCGGUUCGCUCGCGCGACAGCAAUUCCACACCUCCCCUCGUGCCUUCUACUCGAGCGGAGCACGACUCCCCGGAGGCACACCUGGCGAAUCCCCGCACCAAGCAAUGCCGCUUGGGCUCUACUACGAAGCCGUGCUCAACCGCCCACAGCCGAUUCCCGAGGUGAAGCCCGAGCUGCCUCCUACCUCGUCCCCCAAGUCGCCGCGCUCCACCGUGAAAAAGUCGCCGCCUCCCAAGAAAGCAUCCCCAUCCCCACCCUCGUCCUCCGCCUCCGCCUCAGCCCCAGCAUCUGGCCCAGAAACCUCUUCAAAACCCGCAACAGCACAGGAAAAGGCACGUAUCAUCUUCGGCUCCUCGCUCGCCGGCCCUGCCGAACGGGCGGAGCGCCUCGAAGCCAUCCGGAACCACAGUACGCUAAUAGCCGGCGUCUUAGUCCCCCCGCGGCCCCAAGAGCCCGACAACUGCUGCAUGAGCGGGUGCGUCAACUGCGUCUGGGACCGCUUCCGCGACGACAUGGAGGAGUGGGUGUCUGCGAGUGCGCGAGCCGAGAAGGCGCUGGAGGCUCAGCGGUCGCCGCCGACACCCACGAUCCCAGGCGCAGUCAAGGAGGGCUUGGAAGAAGGGUUGUCCGUCCCCGCUACUUCUAUGAGCAUGGAUGACGACGGUGGCGGCAGUGAGACGAACUGGCAGACAAAUCUAAAAAAGAAGGCCGACAGUCCCAAGAUUGCCAAGGAUCUUUGGGAUGAUGAACUGUACAAGAAUGUGCCUGUAGGCAUCCGGGAAUUCAUGAAGCAGGAAAAAAGGCUCAAGGAAAAACAUAAUAAAGAGGGGACCCUCGGGGGUUAAGUGGGAAAAGGGGGAAAGAGAAAGGCGUACGGACUACUUCUUUAUAUACCCACUGACUGAGUCGAGACAAUAUAAUCAAUUCGCCAGAAGAUAUCAUCACGCUCGAGUUUACUCCCUAGGAUGUAUCUCGGGACGUUUGCUCAGUCUUAUUUUAUUCUAGGAUUUUGGGAUUUUGGAUUAGGGCGAGUAGGUA
Hypoxylon fragiforme is the source of this 1387-nucleotide messenger RNA. Its product is annotated as oxidoreductase-like protein. Gene Ontology annotation, cellular component: mitochondrion. The transcript has a single exon. The coding region runs from base 310 to 1194 and encodes 294 amino acids. NCBI's taxonomy places the organism in Eukaryota, Fungi, Ascomycota, Sordariomycetes, Xylariales, Hypoxylaceae. The record is from RefSeq and is a predicted model, not a curated record.